This is a messenger RNA of Nelumbo nucifera (sacred lotus), 594 nucleotides long. RefSeq names its product protein LURP-one-related 3-like. The record is from RefSeq and is a predicted model, not a curated record. Lineage: Eukaryota; Viridiplantae; Streptophyta; Magnoliopsida; Proteales; Nelumbonaceae.
AUGCCCAAAUCAGUGGACCAUGUAAAAGCUGCAAUGGGCUACAUGUACAAGCUAUCUUCACAUGGCAAAGUAUGGAUGAAAUCGCUUAUAAUGAGCGGCAAUGGUUGCACCGUCUUUGACUCACAUGGAGAGAUAAUUUAUCGCAUGGAUAACUACGACUGCAGACGCAAUGACAGAGUUUAUCUCAUGGAUGCCAGAGGCGAAGUCCUACUGACUGUGGUUAGAAAGAAAUUUAGCUUUACUGGACACUGGGAAGGCUAUAGAUCCAUUGGUUCCAAGCUUGAGAAAGGGAAGCCAUGGUUCCGAGUUAGAAAAACUUGCAAUAUUCUACGAGAUUUUCCCUGCCAAGUCACCGUAUCAUGUCAUGAGAAUGAAACAGAUUCUUUCAAAAUACUUGCCUCAGCUAGAAGAAACUCAGCAUGCAAAAUUGUAGACAGGGAAGGUCGACUUGUUGCAGAGGUGUAUCUAAAGAAAGCACCCUCGGGAGAAUUGUUAGGAGAUGAUGUACUGACUCUGGUGGUCGAGCCUUUUGUUGAUCACUCGCUCGUGAUGGGACUUGUUACUGUCUACAAUAUGAUCAAGCGCAAAAUAUAA